This is a messenger RNA of Oldenlandia corymbosa var. corymbosa, 1052 nucleotides long. The record is from the annotation of a GenBank genome assembly. NCBI's taxonomy places the organism in Eukaryota, Viridiplantae, Streptophyta, Magnoliopsida, Gentianales, Rubiaceae.
GAAGAAACCGCAAAAUCAGUUUUUCUUGUGUGUGUUUGUGUGUGUUUAGGAAGCUAAUAAACGGCAACACAAUCAAUAAAGAAGGUAUAGAAUCAAUGGCUAGAGGAGCAGGAGUGAAUAGAAAUGGAAGUGGUGCGAGUGGUUUCACUGGGUAUCGCUGGAAUAUCUCCAACUCGAACUCCGGAAUGAACCAUGGAAAUGGACUGCCUCUCCAAGUUCAACCACCAGCUGCACCUAACAGCAACCAGCUGAACCUCAUCAACAACUAUGCAGCAGCUAAUUAUGGUAAUGGUGGUGGUAGUAAUGCUGCUGUUGGCGGUGGAGGGGCAGCCGAUGGCGGGGAAUGCACGGUGAGGGAGCAAGACAGGUUCUUGCCGAUAGCGAACGUGGUAAGGAUCAUGAGGAAGAUACUGCCGGGACACGCGAAGAUAUCGGAUGAUGCCAAGGACACCGUUCAGGAAUGCGUGUCAGAGUUCAUCAACUUCGUGACAGGCGAAGCCAAUGACCGGUGCCAGCGGGAGCAUAGGAAGACCAUCACCGCGGAGGAUGUGCUGUGGGCGAUGAGUAAGCUGGGCUUCGAUGACUACAUUGAGCCCCUGAACCUCUACCUCCAAUGCCACAGGGAGUUUGAUGCUGCUGCUGCCCUUGGUGAUCAUCAGUAUCACUAUAGGGCCGGGGCCGGCUCAUCAUCUGAUGCCCUACUAGGGAAACGAUCUGCUGCCGUCGCUGCUGCUGGUGGCGUUGAGCAUCAUCCGCCCGCCUCAGGCAUUGGCCUUGCCCCCCCUGCAGGAGGACCACCCCCACCCGUGAUGCAUUUUCUUCCGCACCACAACCCUGCUGCCCCUGCUGGAUUCUUCACUCCUCCUCCUCCUCCUCCUCCUCCUCCGGCCGGGUUUCUCAGCAGCGGCAGCAUCGAGAUGAAUAAUCAUCCUUCUUCUUCCAUCGGUAAUGUUGGAGCAGGGCCUUCUUCCAGCAGCUCCCAGAGUGCUGUGGUAGCAGAGGAUAAUGGGGAGGAGGAUCAUCAAGACGUCGAGCACGGCAACAAGGACUAA